Molecule: messenger RNA, 1206 nt
Organism: Chlorella variabilis
Lineage: Eukaryota; Viridiplantae; Chlorophyta; Trebouxiophyceae; Chlorellales; Chlorellaceae
Exons: 6
Coding region: 1-1206 (401 amino acids)
Source: RefSeq, a predicted model, not a curated record
AUGACUUUCACCGUGAACGCCAUGCGCCUCAGCUACCCCUUCUCCAGCGCGGCAACAGGCAAUGCUAACGCUGUGCGUGCAUCCCUGCGGCCGCUGGCCCGGACAUCUGUGCGGCCUCACAUGGCCGCUUCCCUUUCAAAGCCUUUCGAAGCCUCCCUGUCAACCCCCGCGGACAUCCAGGCGCCCGCCACCUCCGCUCGCCCGUCCUCUUCAAACAACAUCGUGCCGGCCACCAAGGCCAGUGAGCGCCUGGAACGGGCGCUCAUCGCCAACCCCAUCGCGCUGCCCGCCACGGGCCGGUCCCAGCAGCCGCUGCUGCGCAUGACCUCCCCGACCAUCUACGCCCACGGCUGCGGCGACCAGAUGUGGGCACCGGCACAGUUCAAGGAUGUGAAUGCCGACGUGGCGCCCUGGCUGAUCGGUAUGACCGAUGGCGAGGUGGAGCAGACGAUCAUCCGCCACUUCCCGAUGUUCACCCGCGACAUCUUCGCCGCUGCCACGCAUAUCCACAGCGCCCACCCCGCCACCGCCACCUCCAUCAUGGCCAACCUGCUGGACAUGCACGGCCCCCUGCUCUCCUCCAUCGCCCCUGGCGGCUCCAGCGCCGUCAUCCUGAUGCACAAUGGAGUGGAGGUGGCGCUAGCACGCGCUAUCGCCCGCGCCCAGCAGCUGGCAGCCGCCGGCAACCGCCAGGCCGCCUGGAGCCUGGCUGCGCGUGCCUUCGAUCUCCUCUCCCACCUGCGCUUCGGCAGCUUGGUGGUGGCGGCGCCCUUCAUCGCCUUUUGGCAGGAUCUCAAGACCCUCCUCUCCUGCCCCAUCGCCGCCGCCGCCGUCAGCCAGGAGGCGGUGCUCGCGCUGCGCUUCACAGAAAGCUGGGCGGUGCUGGUGGCGCGCGGCCGCCUCACCCAGACCCCCGCCCGCUUUGAGGAGCUGCUGGGCGCGGUGCUGAGCCACCCUCUCACCGACGGCCAGCUGCGGCGCGUCGAGGCCGCCCCACGCCUGCUGCCCAUCGACAUGAGCCUGGGCGUGCGGCGCUGGGCCUGGGAGCCCGCCGCCCAGGAGCAGCGCCGCCGCCUGACCCUCGAGAGCGAGCAGCAGCGCCGCCAGCACACCACCUCCUCCCCCCGCCAGCAGCGGCGGGAGCGUCGUGCCGCCGCCGUGGUGGAGGCCGAGGAGGGAGCCCUGGUGGCCGCCCUGGCACACUGA